Molecule: messenger RNA, 1494 nt
Organism: Eucalyptus grandis
Lineage: Eukaryota; Viridiplantae; Streptophyta; Magnoliopsida; Myrtales; Myrtaceae
Product: ammonium transporter 2 member 3
Biological process (GO): ammonium transmembrane transport
Cellular component (GO): plasma membrane
Molecular function (GO): ammonium channel activity
Source: RefSeq, a predicted model, not a curated record
AUGAGUUACGCCGAUGGCAGCCCGGUAUACUUGCCGCAAAACCUCGCGCCAAACGAAGCGUCCCCGGGGUGGAACAACAAGGCCGACAACGCCUGGCAGCUGACGGCGGCGACGCUGGUGGGCAUGCAGAGCGUCCCGGGCCUCGUGAUCCUGUACGGGAGCAUGGUCAAGAAGAAGUGGGCCGUGAACUCGGCCUUCAUGGCCCUCUACGCCUUCGCCGCCGUCCUCGUCUGCUGGGUCCUCUGGGCCCACUCCAUGGCGUUCGGGGACCCCCUCUGCCCGCUGAUGGGGAAGCCCCACCCGAUGCUCUCCCAGCUCCUCCUGAACCAUUUGAACUUCGGGUCGAUGCCGAAGUCGAUGCCGACGGCGGAUUACGUCUACUUCCAGUUCGCGUUCGCGGCGAUCACGGUGAUCUUGCUGGCCGGUUCGUUGCUCGGGAGGAUGAACUUCUACGCCUGGAUGAUGUUCGUGCCGCUGUGGCUGACGUUUAGCUACACGGUUGGCGCCUGUAUAUGGGGAGACGGUUUCUUGAAUCGGCAGGAUGGGAUUAGAACCAUUGAUUAUGCGGGUGGUUUCGUGAUCCAUCUCUCUUCUGGUGUGGCCGGUUUCACAGCUGCUUACUGGGUUGGACCAAGGCUUUCGCACGACAGGCAAAACUUCCCACCGAACAACAUAAUACACAUGUUGGGAGGCGCAGGGUUCUUGUGGCUGGGUUGGACUGGGUUCAAUGGCGGCUCACCAUUCGUCGUUAGCAGGAUUGCAUCUCUGGCCAUCCUCAACACCCAUCUCUGCACCUCCACAAGCCUCAUCGUCUGGGUUUCGCUUGACAUGAUCUUCUACAGGAAAAGCUCUGUCAUUGGUGCUGUCCAGGGAAUGAUCACUGGCCUUGUUUGCAUCACACCCGGGGCAGGAGUCGUGGACCCGUGGGCAGCGCUUGAUGGGAGCAGUGUCCGGCCAGUACCAUGGUACACCAUGAUGAUACUCCACAGAAGAUCGGCUUUCUUCCAGAAAGUGGACGACACGUUGGCCGUCUUCCAACACGCAGUGGCCGGAGUUCUGGGGGGCAUCUCUGGGCUGUUUGCGAAACCCAAUCUCCUGCGUAUGUUCUAUUUCUUGGAUAAUUACACAGGCUUGUUAUAUGGCAUCAACGGGAAGGCCAGUCAAGGACUCCAGCAGAUGCUGUACCAACUCGCCGGAGUAGCUUUCAUCACGGUAUGGAACGUCACCACAAGUUUCAUUUGCCUUCUCAUAAACAGAAUUGUCAACCUGAGAAUGGUGGAAGACGAACUGGAAGUAGGCGAUGGUGCCGCGCACGGGGAGGAGGCAUAUGCGCUCUGGGGAGAUGGGGAGAAAAUGCCGAAUCCUCUGCGUUUUCGAAUACCUCCAAGAAUCCCCCUCCAUCUGUCGGCGCCUGCCUUGAUUUUUCCUUUUCCCGCCGAGGUCGAUGAUUAUCACUGCGCGGUGAUGCUCGAGUUGAAAUCUCUAAGAUACUAA